AUGAAGCAAUUCGGCACGACGUACGAGUCGAUUCAACUAGCCACAGGCGAGCGGGUGGCAGCGAAAGCGAUCGAGAACAAGGAAGUGCGUAUAAUGAAACAGGUGCGUGUAACGAAGAAGGCGUACAAUGAAGCAGGUGCUUGUAACGAAGCAGUUGCGCAGAGCGAGAGUGAAAGGAGCAAGCUGGAUGAAGCUGCCUAUAGCAGCGGCGGACGUGCGGAGGGAGGUGGCGAUAAUGAAGCUGCGGUUUCAACACAGUUCUCAAAUCCCACUACUCUCUCCGGUCCCCUUCUCCCCCCCCCCCCGUUUCCCCCCCAUCCCAUUCCCCCCUCUCCCCAACCACCAUCUCCCCGCCCACAGAUGAAGCUGCCUAUAGCAGUGGAGGACGUGCGGAGGGAGGUGGCGAUAAUGAAGCUGCUGUCGGGCCAUCCCAACGUGGUGCAGUUCAUUGACGUGUUUGAGGACACCGACUUUGUGUACAUCUGCAUGGAAAUCUGUGAGGGUGGCGAACUCCUUGACCGAAUCCUUAGCAAGCGGGAGAACCGGUAUUCAGAGAAGGAUGCAGCAGGGGUGGUGCGGCAGAUGCUGAGCGUGGUGGCCAAGUGCCAUCUGCACGGGGUCGUGCACCGCGACUUAAAGCCCGAGAACUUUCUCUUCAAGUCCAAGGCAGAGGACGCGCUCCUUAAAGCCACCGACUUUGGCCUCUCGGAUUUCAGAAAACCCGGCAAACACUUCACAGACGUGGUGGGAAGCGCCUACUACGUCGCACCUGAGGUGCUCAAGCGGCGGUCGGGGCCGGAGAGUGACGUGUGGAGCAUCGGGGUUAUCACGUACAUUCUGCUGUCAGGGAGGCGGCCAUUCUGGGAUAGAACGGAGGCGGGGAUAUUCAACGAGGUGCUGAAGAAGCGGCCUGACUUCAGGGAGAAGCCAUGGCCUAAUGUGUCGUCCAGCGCCAAGGACUUUGUGAAGAAGCUUCUCAAGAAGGACCCCCGCGCCCGACCCACUGCCGCCCAGGCCUUGUCACACAAGUGGGUGAAGGAGGGGGGCGAUGCUUCGUCAGUCCCGCUGGACAUAGCAGUGCUGUCCAACAUGCGCGAGUUCGUCAAGUACUCGCGCCUCAAGCAGAUGGCGCUCAAGGCCCUUGCGACAACACUGGAGGAGAAUGAGGUGCAGGCGUUGAGGGAUCAGUUCAACGCGAUGGACAUUAACAAGGAUGGUACCAUCACGAUUGAUGAGAUCAGACAGGCACUAAGUCACGACCUGCCAUUUGAAGUGAAGGAGUCGAGAGUGCUGCAGAUCCUCCAAGCGAUGGACACCAACUGUGACGGGAUUAUUGACUUUGAUGAAUUUGUGGCAGCAACGCUGCACGUGCAGCAGCUGGAGGAGGCCGACUCCACCAAGUGGCAGGAGCGCUCGCGAGCCGCAUUCGCCCAGUUUGACCGCGACAACGACGGGUACAUCGAUGCGGAGGAGCUGAGGAUGGCUGCCCAAGUUAAUUUUCCGUUGGAUAACCUGAUAGCAGAAGCCGACACGGACGGGGAUGGCAGAAUCAGCCUGCCCGACCACGGCCACCACCAUCACCACCACCACUGCUGCCCAUCGCCCACCACCCUCAACGCAGCCCAGCGCGCCCUCCUCUCGCUCUUCUCCUUCCUCCGCCUCGCCCCUCUGGCCGACCGCAUGAGGGAGAGCGCGCCCCUCGCCUCUCUCUCCCUCGCGCUCUGCCUUGCUGCCUACGCUGUGCCGCUGCUUGUGCCGCUCGUUGUCCAGAUGCAAUCCCAGCCGUUGGUGGUGCAGAUGCUGCAGACGGGGCUUGUUGCUGCAGCUUUCCCUCUCACUGCUAUCCCAGCAACCAUGGAUGCAUUGGUGGAUAUAGCAGGCGGGGCAGUGAACAUCCACGUGCUCAUGACCGUCGCAGCAUUGGCAUCAGCGGCCAUGGGGAAUGCACUCGAGGGCACUCUGCUGCUCGCUAUGUUCUCCAUCUCCCAUAUAGCGGAGCAUUAUUUCACCGAAAAGGCUCUGGGCGACCUUCGCUCCCUGCAGGACAACAACCCUUCCACUGCUCUGCUCAUCGAUCCCUCGUGCCUCUCUUCUGUCGGUGCUUCUACUGCUGCUGCUGCUUCUGAAAACGGUGCCAGUGGCGGCAGCAACAGCAGCAUCAGCAACGGCAGCAGCAACGGCAGCAGCAGCAGCAGCAGCAGCAGCAGCGGCGACGGUGGGAGCGAAAGGAGAGAAGGCGGGGUGGUGUUUCCGGGUCUGGCUGCCCUCUCCUGGUCCGAAGUGCCUGUAGCAGAUGUGCCGGUGGGGGCUAUGGUGCUGGUCAAAGCGGGCGAGGUGGUCCCUCUAGACGGCACCGUUCGCUUCGGCCGCUCCCUCGUCACCGCAGAGCACCUCACAGGCACCUACCUUUCUCUUCCUUCCCUGCUGCUCUGCUCUUUCAUAUUUUCCCCCCCACCCUUCAGGUCCUCGCCAGGGGUGCGGGGGGUCACUGUAUCGGGCACUGGCAGUGAUGGUGGCGGCGUCGCCCUGUGCCCUCGCUGUUGCUCCGCUCGCCUACUUCUGUGCUCUCACUGCCUGUGCAGCCAAGGCCCGGUGCUGUUCGGCUGGCCGUUUUUGAGCUCGCCAGGGGUGAGGGGGUCACUGUACCGGGCGUUAGCAGUGAUGGUGGCGGCAUCUCCCUGUGCUCUUGCUGUCGCUCCCCUCGCGUACUUCUGUGCUUUGACAGCAUGCGUGGGCAAGGUGAGACUCUCUAGAAGUCCUAGCAGCUCUAGAAGUCGUGUUGAGCUCGCCAGGGGUGAGGGGGUCACUGUACCGGGCACUGGCAGACUGGCAGUGAUGGUGGCGGCGUCCCCCUGUGCUCUAGCUGUUGCUCCCCUCGCCUACUUCUGUGCUUUGACGGCAUGUGCGCGCAAGGGCAUUCUACUGAAGGGCGGCCAUGCCCUGGACGCCACAGCAGCGUGCGACACAGUGGCGUUUGACAAGACCGGCACGCUCACCACCGGCCAACUCGCCCUGCGCUUCAUCCAACCUCUGCACUCCCACGCACCGCACACCACUCCCUCCCUCCUCACCCCCUCCUCCCCCGUCCCUCCCUCCGACUCCACACCUUCCUCUCCCUCCUCCUCCACCUCCUCUCCCUUCUCUUCCUCCUCCUCAUCCGCCUCUUCCUCGUCCUCCUCUCCUAAUUUCGUUGAAAGGCGAGAAAUUCUGGGAAGACUGUGCAAUGGAGGGGACAGGGGGAGUGCGCAGACACAGUCACGAGUGGGAGGAGACAGGAGUGGUGGUGGAGUGCAGCAGCUGCAAGCUGUGAGGGCAGAGGCGCUCGCAGUGGCUGCCUGCACUCGAGCAAGCAGCCACGCACCCCCAUUGCCAGGCGUGGUGGUGGAGUGCAGCAGUGCGAGCUGUGAGGCUGAGGCGCUGGCAGUGGCUGCUGCUCUCGAGUAA
Closterium sp. Naga37s-1 is the source of this 3444-nucleotide messenger RNA. NCBI's taxonomy places the organism in Eukaryota, Viridiplantae, Streptophyta, Zygnematophyceae, Desmidiales, Closteriaceae. The record is from the annotation of a GenBank genome assembly.